This is a messenger RNA of Nerophis lumbriciformis (worm pipefish), 687 nucleotides long. The record is from RefSeq and is a predicted model, not a curated record. NCBI's taxonomy places the organism in Eukaryota, Metazoa, Chordata, Actinopteri, Syngnathiformes, Syngnathidae.
AUGUUGAGGAGUAAACCAACGCCACACGCUCAAGCGUUUACUAUCAAGGCCGCAAUGAAGAACUCCAUGGUGGCAGGUCCCCCGCCGGCAGGUGCUUUUCAGGAGCGCCCCACCAAACCCACCAUGUUUCGGAAGUUCUAUGAGCGUGGAGAGUUCCCCAUGGCACUGGAGCACGAUACCAAAGGCAACCGCAUCGCUUGGAAGGUGGAAAUCGAGAAGCUGGACUACCACCACUACCUGCCUCUGCUCUUUGACGGUUUAUGUGAGACGGCCCACCCGUACGAGUUCUUUGCUCGUCAGGGCAUCCAUGACUUGCUGGAGCAUGGCGGACCUAAGAUUCAGCCUGUCAUCCCGCAGCUCAUCAUUCCCAUCAAAAAUGCCCUAAACACAAGGAACCGCCAGGUGAUCUGCACUACCCUGAAAGUUCUUCAGCAUCUGGUGAUGUCUGGGGACACGGUGGGAGAAACCCUGGUGCCCUACUACCGACAGAUCCUGCCCAUCCUCAACAUUUUCAAGAACAUGAACAUCAACUCUGGAGACGGCAUCGACUACAGCCAGCAGAAAAGAGAAAACGUUGGUGACCUCAUUCAGGAGACUCUGGAGGUGUUGGAGCGUUACGGUGGAGAAGAUGCCUUCAUCAACAUCAAGUAUAUGGUGCCCACCUAUGAGUCCUGCAUGAUUAAUUGA